CCCCCUUUAGUAGGGAUGUUGGCCAUUACGAUGAAUGUUUGUGAACUAAGUGCGUUACAAUCGUUGCGUAGUGUAUAGUCGUAUAAUUUUUUUUUUGUUAAGAAAAAAAAAAAAAAAGAAGAAGAAGAAGUCACAUUUUAUUAAUUACGAUAAAAUAUUGUAAUACGAUCAUAUGAAAAUCAUUUGAUCGUUACGUACCUUUACGUAUACCGAUUGUUCUAUAUACUUUGACGAAAGAAAGAAGAAUUUUUCUACCGGUGUAAUGGCCGAUGUAGAAGGAAAGAAGUUGACCGAGCUUCGUGUUAUAGAUCUUAAAACAGAAUUAGAACGACGUGGUUUAGAUAAAACGGGAAAUAAAGCGGCACUUCUUGAACGUCUCUCUAAGGCUAUAUCUGACGAUGGAGAAAAUCCAGAGGAAUAUCUCAUUGUGCCUUGUGGUGGAGUCUGCAAAACCAGUCCACGAAAAAACAGUGUCACAGGAGUACCUAAUCAAGAUGAUACUCUGGAAUCAUCUGAAAAUCAAAAAGAAGAAAUUCUAGAACAAAUAAAAAAAGAAAAUAUAGAUACGCAAGAUGCUAAUGACUCAAAGACAAAGUUAAAACCAAAACUUUCAUGUGAAGAAAAUCUUAUCGUUAUUAAGAAAGAGGACGGAUCAAAUGAUGCUUCUGAUAAUUCUCCAAAAGAAGUAGAAGUCAAACAAGAAACGAAACCAACAAUUGUAAAUAAAAUUACAACUGAAAGUGGACAAACAUUUGAGAAGAAAAUUGAAACUGAGAAGACGCCUACAUCAAAUCAGUCUUCGACUACAGGCGCUGUGGAAGCCAAUGGAAUGGACAAUGAAGAUUCUAUUAAUUUAACUAUUGGAGAAGAUGAAGAGAAUCUCCUUGCCGAGGAGACAGAAUCCCAUGAUAGACAUAAAGAUGGAGGUGAGAAGAAGAAAAUGGAAGAGAACAAGAAGGGAGACUCUAAAGGGAGCGGUAGAGCAGAAGCUGGUGCCAGCAACAAGGAAGGGACAACGUCUGGUGCAAACGUCGGGAUGAAGAACAAGCAGGAUGGUGGCGAUGGAAGCAAGAGUGUGGAGUCCAGCAGCAAAAGUCAGAAGAGGGAAGAUAAAGAUAAGAAGACUUCUCAAAUCAAUCCUGUUAAUGCAAGUAGCAGGAAUCUGUGGGUAUCUGGAUUAUCGUCAAGUACUCGGGCUACUGAUUUGAAGCAGAUAUUUUCGAAAUAUGGAAAGGUGAUAGGGGCCAAAGUGGUUACCAAUGCUAGAACUCCAGGUGCAAGAUGUUAUGGUUAUGUUACUAUGUCUACCAGUGAAGAUGCCGCAAAAUGUAUACAACACUUGCAUCGAACUGAAUUGCAUGGACGUGUGAUAUCCGUCGAGAAGGCCAAAGGAGAUUCUCAACAGAGUCAUAUGCGUAAACGCGAUGCAGCAAAUGGAAAGUCAGAGAAAAAAGAAGAAAAGGAUAAGGCAAAAGAUAAUCAUGAAACUAACGAAAGAAAAGAAAAGGAAGCAAAGAAGGAGGGUGAAGAAAAAGGGCCUGAACAAGCAAAAAAGAACGACGAAAAAAAUGAAAAUAUCGAUAUUAAGAAAACUGAACCAGUAGAUAAAAAGGAAGAGAUAUCUAAGGAAUCUGAUUCUCGAUCAACAAAAUCUACCAGCAAGAAACCAGAAAGUGAAAGAGGCCGACGUGAAGAUAAACGAAUUCGUUCGUGGGAUCAUCAUCGUUCGUAUAGUCGUUCGCGUAGUCGAGAACGCCGUAGACGAGAUGAUGUGCUUACUUUUGCUAAAAUAAGGGAGGAACGUGAGAGACAGAGAUUACGUGAACGUGAAAGAAUGUUACGAGAGGAGGAAAGAAGACGACGCGAGGAUAUGGAAAGACAACGGGAAAUUGAACGUAGGCAGAGAGAGGAAGCAGCUAGAUUGGAAAGGGAACGUGAGAAAUUGAGAAGGGAGAGAGAAAGGAUAGAACAAGAAAAAGCAGAAUUACUUCGUUUGGAACGGGAACGUCAGAAAUUGGAAAGGGAGAAAUUGGAACGCGAGAGAUUGGAAUUAAAGAGACAACAAAUGCGUUUGGAGGAAAGUAGACGUGCUCCUCCUCCUCCCUCGAUCAAGAGAUCAUCUAGUGAUAGAAGGGAUCCUAGAGAUUUAUACGUAGAACCAGAAAGGAAACGUAUGACUACGGAACAUAGUAGAAGACAUAGUCCAGAUCGUGUGAGUGAUAGACGAACUGAGAUCAUAGAUCGUGUUUCGGAUAGACGAUUAGAUCCAUCACCACCUACGCGUUACGAAUCUAGCAGAUCUACGCAAGACAUGGGAUUAAAGAAAGAAUUCAAACGUAGUAGCGAAUUUACAUCAAGAAGUAGUCGUCCGGAAACAUUUUCCGACGUAUCACGUGGAAGAGAAGUAAUCGUACGUCGUGAAUCUCUUUCUGCGACAUCCUCGUCUAUUGAUCCACGACAAGUUAAAGAAAGUGUUAGAUACGAACGACCUAGUACUACAACAUAUACUCGAGAACGUGAGGUACGACGAUCUGAACCAGAGUCGCAUAGAAAUUCUAGGGAUAGUCAUACACGUUAUAGUGAAAGCUUCAAACCACCGAGCUCGAGUGCACCCCGUGAUAGCCGUUAUAUAGAAAGUAAUAAAACACCAAGUGGAUGGCACUCGGUUCCACAAUCUACAAAAUCAUUUAAUUCUGUCCCGAGUAGCGGUACACGGGAUCCACGUAAUGAACCAUCGGGUUGGAGUUCUAGAUCAUCAGACAGUGUCAACAGAUGGAGCAAUUCGAGCAGUAUAGGUAAUACUUUACGUCAUCCUGUACCACCAACUUAUCCCAGUGGCCCCAUACAAUCCAUGGGAUUAACAGCACCGGGAACGGCUACUUCGUAUGAUCGAUUUGAUCCUUAUAAAUCAUCUAUGUCUAGUAUGAGAAAAUACUGAUAGAAUUGAUUGAAUAUAUAUAUAUAUAUAUAUAUAUAUAUAUAUAUAUAUAUAAAGAAAAUUAUAUAUAUAUAAAAGAAAAAUAUGAUUAUAAAAAUGAAUCGUGCAAAUUUGAGUAUUAGUAAACUUGAGGUUUAGGUAGAUAUAUAUUACUUUCUUUGUUCAUAACUUCAUUGAAAAAUAUUGUUUUAUGUAAUAAUCCAAUUUUAUAUGCAAAACUUAAAAAAAGAAAAAAAAAAGAAAAGAGAUACAAAUAAAAAGAAAGAAGAAAAUGUAGCCUCAGAAGAACAUGUCAAUGUACAAAAGGUAUUGUUUGUCGAGUUAUUAAUUAAACAGAGCAUCGCAUCAUUUUUCAUUGAUAUUAAAUAUACAUUGACCAAAAUAAUAAUAGAACUUCAUUCUUGUACCGAUACAUUCGGUAAAUUUGUUUAUUAAUUUAGAUUCCGUUAUUACAUGUAAAACAUAUGAAUAAUGAUCGAAAGAAACAAAGAGAGAGAGAAAGAAAAAUUACACAUUUUUCAUACAAAUUAUUAAAAUAUAUAGAAACAGUAAUUCCACUUGUUUAUUAAUUAUCAUUCAUUAAUUAUAUUUGUGUGAAAAUUUGUCAGGAAAUAAUGAUUGAACGUGUUAACAUACAUACAUACAUACAUACAUACAUACAUACAUAUAUACAUAUAUACAUACAUACAUACAUGUUGAACACCGCUCUGUAUUUAACAAAUGAUAUGUGAUCUUGAUUGUUCACCAUAAUUAAGGGAUUAAUAUCGAUUAAGCGAAUAAGCGUAUCGUACACAGGCCGAUAGCACAAUAUACUAAAAAAAAUUCCGAAAUGCAAGGAACUUUUGUACAUUUGUUAAUAGAUAAUAUUAUAAUGUGUAUUUCGAUUUACUUUACUUAUAAAUAAUAAUGUAACUGUUCAUCGAUUUUAACAAUAAUAUAGUUUUAACGCGACAAAGAGAAAGAAGCGAUGAUGGGAAACAAAAAAAAAAACAGUGUAAACUUUAGUGUAAACAAACAGUGAAGAGACACAAACCAGGUAUAUGUAUACAACACAACAAAAUACCAUCGUAUUACAUAGCGUAUUAUGCUAUGUUACUAGUAAGAUAAUUUUAAGUUAAUAUAAAAUAAUAUUUUGAGAGAAAACAGAUGAGAGUAACUAACAGGCCGUUAGACAAGAAUAAUAAAAAGAAAACUUUCCAUUGUUUUUAACAUCUAACAAAAACAAACAAGCUCUAUUCAUUCUCGAUUCUCAUUGUUUCUAGUAUGGACAGCGAGUUAUAUAAUACUUAUAAAGAAAAAGAAAAAAAGGAAAAAAGAAAAAAAAAAAAGAAUAAGAUGUCCCCCACUCUCCACAUGCUGUUGCGAGUAUGAACAGUUUGUACAUUGAUGAAUUCCAUAUAAAGUGUAUAUUGUAUGCAUUAGAGAAUCUGUGACAUAGUAACUACGUUGAUAAAUGUCGCAGAGAGAAAGAAAGAGAGAGAGAGAGAGAGAAAGUAUGUGUGUGUGUGUGUGUAUAAUGAAUGAACAUUAUAUAUAUAAUUCCAAUAAAUUUACAAAGUAAUCAAUGAGAAACAAAACAAAAAAGAAAAGAAA
Vespa crabro (European hornet) is the source of this 4531-nucleotide messenger RNA. RefSeq names its product SAFB-like transcription modulator (gene Saf-B). The transcript is spliced from 15 exons. NCBI's taxonomy places the organism in Eukaryota, Metazoa, Arthropoda, Insecta, Hymenoptera, Vespidae. Gene Ontology annotation, biological process: regulation of transcription by RNA polymerase II; regulation of mRNA processing. The record is from RefSeq and is a predicted model, not a curated record. Gene Ontology annotation, molecular function: sequence-specific DNA binding; RNA binding. Gene Ontology annotation, cellular component: nucleus. The coding region runs from base 263 to 2938 and encodes 891 amino acids.